This is a messenger RNA of Stegastes partitus (bicolor damselfish), 1255 nucleotides long. It is a transcript of the gene tiprl, whose product is annotated as TIP41, TOR signaling pathway regulator-like (S. cerevisiae). NCBI's taxonomy places the organism in Eukaryota, Metazoa, Chordata, Actinopteri, Pomacentridae. Gene Ontology annotation, cellular component: cytosol. The record is from RefSeq and is a predicted model, not a curated record. The transcript has 7 exons. Gene Ontology annotation, biological process: TOR signaling.
ACAUCACCGGACAGUUUUCACCGACGCUCCCAAGUAGCAUCCAUGACAGGUUGACAAUAUUACCGAAUUGAUGUUGGCCUCUCUGUCCAUGAUGAUGUCACAUGGUUUCAAGAGCAGUAAACAGGACUUCACUUUUGGACCAUGGAAAGUGACUGCUGCCAAAAACCACAUCAUGAAAUCGAAAGACAUUGAACGAUUAGCAGAGGAGAUGAACAUGCCCUCUCUUCCAGAGAUGUUGUUUGGGGACAACGUCCUGCGCAUCCAGCACACAGACGGCUACGGCAUUGAAUUCAAUGCUAUCGAUGCCCUUAAGAGAGUCAACAACAUGGAGGAUGCUGUUAAGGUGGCCUGUGCUCAAGAAUGGCAGGAGAGCAGAGCUGAUACUGAGCACUCCAAAGAGGUGUUGAGACCUUAUGACUGGACGUACACCACAGACUACAGAGGCACCUUGAUAGGAGACAGUAUGCAGAUAAAGGUGACGGAGACAACAGAGCGUAUUAACAUGGAGAAGUUGAAGGCUCGGGAACACAUCAUGUUCUUUGAUGAGGUACUGCUGUUUGAAGAUGAGCUGCACGACCACGGCGUCUCCAUGAUCAGCGUCAAAAUUAGGGUGAUGCCCACCAGUUUCUUCUUGUUGCUACGUUUCUUCCUGCGAGUGGACGGAGUGCUGAUUAGAAUAAAUGACACUCGACUGUAUUACGAGGCAAGUUGGUUUACAUCAGUCACAGAAUUUAAAUGUGGUAGAGGUUAAUCCUCAUGUUGUGAAGGUUACUUUAGUAGUCUACAGUCNGUUCCUGCUGCACUUCACACUGAUCCUAAUGACAUCGCCCAGCACCUGACACUGAAGCUGACGGAGUGUGAGAAGCUGGAACUUCCUAUAAUGCCACCUCAGGCAGCUGUUAAUGAAGGCGUUCAGUGACCAGUAUACUAUAAGGUCCACAUUGAUGUGUUGCAUGAUGAUAAACAGAAGUAAUAGUCCUACACCCCAUCCUUAAUCUUACAGUAACAUAAACAUUUGCUACCCCUUCAAAUUUCUGUACAGGAAUAGUUUUUAUAUGUGACCACUGUGAUGAUGUGCUUAGAACUCUGCAGCCUGACUUUUGACAGGUUCAGUGUUUUCGCAGUUCAUUUUGAAGCACUGUAAUAUAAUAGAAAGUUUAGCCUCUGUUUAAUACUUUAUUCUAAUUCUGACUUUGUUCAUCUUUGACCUGAUUUUGUGUUAUGAAACUUAUUUGACUGAUCAGUCUGGUAAAAA